UGACUUUACCGAAAAAACCUAAGAAUAGAGAAGAGAGGGGUGAGGAUAGGAGCCGAGGGAUGUAGCCCUACCUCACCAGACCUGGUGUCUCCCCCUAGUGCACACUCGGUGCUCAAACUCAGCUGUGACCUCUCGCUCGAAACUCGUCUGUGGCUCUCCCCGGCCGCAUUUCCUUCAGACUCCCUCGGCUGAGCGCAGCUUGCGAGCCUUCUCCACCGACCCGACAACCCCCGGGAGCGAUGAGCAUCAGCACGUGGCCCGGCCUCGCUCGCUUCUUUGCAUCACCGCUGCGGGCCUCGCUCUCGCGUCUCGCCUGCCCGGCGCCCCGCGGGGCCCGCAACAAGAGCGGCCACGCGGCACGGCACGAUACCCCCAGGCCGUGGCUGAGCUGCGAGUCCCCGCGGGUCGAGGCGAUGGUGCGGGGGGACGUGGAGGUGAGCGACGAGUUCGUGAGCGAGGAGGAAGAGCGGCUGCUCGUCAAGGACGUGGAGCCGACCCUGCGCAGACUCAAGUACCAGUUCGACCACUGGGACCACGCGAUACACGGAUACCGCGAGACGGAGACCCGCCGCUGGUCGGAGGGAAACCGGGCCACGCUGGCACGAAUGCUAGCCAGGGCCUUCCCACCGGGCACCGAGGUCAUGCCACUCACACACGUGCUCGACCUGGACGCAGCCGGGUUUAUCCGCCCCCACGUGGACAGCGUCAAGUUUUGCGGGAGCAUCAUCGCAGGACUCAGCCUCUUGUCGGCCAGUGUGAUGCGCUUCGUGCACGAGCAGGACCCCACCAUCAGAGUCGAUGUGCUGCUCAAGCCACGCUCCCUCUACAUCAUCAGGGGACGGGUUCGUUACGAGUUCACGCAUGAGAUUCUCAAGGACGAGGAGUCGGUGUUCCGGGGCGAACGCGUUCCCCGUGGUCGCCGCGUGGCAGUCAUCAGCCGGAACGUCCCCGAAGAGGAGCAGCUCGCCUGAGCCUGGGCAGUGCGGACUCUGGCCGUACGGAAAAAUCUUAUUGCCUCGAGGUGGCAUUCGAACUUUGGAGGAACGUGUACGUGACCCUCAGCUUUUUAUUGGAGACACUUGAUGGCUACGUACAAAACAGCAUCACAUGGCAUCGUCGAACGAGCAUAACAAAAUAUUGAGCGCAUUUGUGUAUAUAAUAAAAAAAAA
This is a messenger RNA of Lethenteron reissneri (Far Eastern brook lamprey), 1169 nucleotides long. It is a transcript of the gene ALKBH7, whose product is annotated as alkB homolog 7. Gene Ontology annotation, biological process: fatty acid metabolic process; DNA damage response. The record is from RefSeq and is a predicted model, not a curated record. Gene Ontology annotation, cellular component: mitochondrial matrix. Lineage: Eukaryota; Metazoa; Chordata; Hyperoartia; Petromyzontiformes; Petromyzontidae.